UAUGACAUUUGUUUCUAAAGGCUUAUGACGAAAAACCUUGCAGUUGCGAUAAGAGGCGAAAGGAAACGUCGCGUUUUGACGACAUGAUAGAAUAAUAUUAAAGUUAUGACACUGGCUUUAGUGAUGUCCCAGUUACAGAUUUUUCAACAUUCUUGUGAACAGAUGGAGCACCACAGAAUACUAAGGAGAAUUGUUUUCUCUACAUUCUGCCUUACCAACGUUCUAUGCAGUCCCUUGGCACCUGCACAACAGGAACCUGAACCUCCAUUACGAACCAGGAGUAGCUGCGGAUAUCCGGAACAGUGUUAUGAAUGGACUUUACUGCCUACCGGCAGCGAUACAUUGAGCUGUGAUUUUGACAGCGUCCAACAGACCAGUCCCAACGCACUGCUGGAUCCUUGUCCCGGCUGGCUCCGGGCAUUUUCACUCUAUCCGUACCGGUCCGAGAUCCUUCCAAACACGAUAGGGAUACCUUAUUCUCAGUUCGCGCAGUCCAAAUGCUACGUCAAAGCCGCCCUCAAUUCCGUAUACCCAGACAGAAAGUCGGCUACCAUGAGAUCGGCUGUAUUCCGACCGAAUGGAUGCGUUAAACUGCGAACUUCUUUCUGGUACCGGAUGUCUGCAGCGCCGAUUCUUACGGGUGACCAUGAUAAAGAUUACUUUCUGGAGUUGGUUGUGCAUCAUUCGGCAGAUAAUGCACCGGGCUUCAUCCCGACCUGGCAGAUUUGGGGCAGCACCAGCGAUUACGCCACCUUUCCCGGGCCCAAUGUGUGGGCAAGGGUCCUAGCGGAAUACGAUGCGGACGACCAGUUCACUUUGAACUUUUAUGCGCAUCACGGUGACACCUGCAAUACGACAUGGAUCGAUUUGGACGGCAUAGACACGAGAAUAGCGAUGCCGACCGAGUGCGCCACUACAACGGUUUUCCCAACCACUGAAACCACCGAGACUUCCGUUUUCUUACCAGAUACUACUCCGAGUACCGAAACAACGAUUACUUUUGACAACAGCACGAGCAACCUGAUACCCAUCAGCAAUUGUCCACUUCCGUGGCCGUGCUAUGGAUGGAUAACCAUAAGGUCAUGCGACAUGGGGACGGUAGCUCAAGCAGAUAACUCUGUCACCGGUAUUAUGGGGUGCUCUACUCCUCCAACUGUUACUUGGUACCGCGGCUAUAGAUACUACCCAUAUCAGUUUGAUUUGCUCAAAAACAACACCGGUGCUGGGGACAUAUUUGCCGUGUCACGUUGCACCAGGAGGUCGACCGGGUUAACACCCGGCCGAGAGGAAGCCGUGGCUGUCCUGCGUGGACCAAUCAUCGUCUCCACCGCCUGUAUCGUUUACCGUGUCAAGUUUUGGUAUCGACUUUCCGAUUACCCCGUAAUUAAUCCAGCUAAUCCACGGGACGAAUUCGUCCUGAAGGUUUUCGUGGAAGACAAUGGACAAGCCUUUCCUAAUGAUCACAUAUGGGGCACAGCGGACGACUAUACCGGCGUGAAUCCUAAUCAGUGGCACUUUGGCCAAGCGAUUUUCGGCCGCGACAGAGGCGAACAGUUCACCGUCAACUUCCUAGCAUACCACAAUGACGGCUGUGAGCUGAGCCUAAAAACCAUUGCUCUGGAUACCAUUCAAAUUGAGAACGCGGUGAGCGUUCCUUAUGGCUCGGGUUUCUGCACGACGACCACUCCGACUUCAGUAACCACUUCCCAAUCUAAAGAAACCACAGCACCGCCCACUCAACUGUUCACAACGCCAAUGUCACCGCAGUCCAGCAGCGUCACUCCCGUAUCACAGUAUUGUGAAUUCGGUCCCGCCAUUAUCACUCGCUGCUCCAACGGCACAGUUACAAUGCCCGCAGUGCACCCUGAUUUGAGUGAGGCCAGCGACGCCGUGUUUGAUGGUGACAACACGUACCUGUGUCGAACACAUUUGCGCAACUUGCAUGCAUGGCUACUGGAACAGGCUGCGAGGACGGUUCCUCACCAACCACCGCACUCGUUCACCACCGUCAGCUGUCAACGAGGAGCGCUGCAGUUUUCCGCGUCCGACCCGGAUACUGCACAAUCCACCGGUUUACAAUUCCGGGCGGCUACGGUGGAUUUAAAAUGUCGAAUUAUUUUUGCUGGGUUCUUAACGCAGUUGUCAUCGUUUAGCAAUAACUUGUAAUUCGACGCAGGCUUGCGGCGUGCGCCCGGCUAUUCCGAGUGUUGUUGUGUAUUGGAAACUAGUUUGAUUGUUUCACGGAAAACAGGUUUUCUCGUAUGCCACCGGUUUUUGAAAAGCUUUUCGCUUUUUAAUUCGAUUCCUGUGAAAUCUUGAAUUCUAAGGUGGUGAAACAAACGAAUAUUAAUUAAUAGUAAUU
This is a messenger RNA of Paramacrobiotus metropolitanus, 2362 nucleotides long. RefSeq lists its product as uncharacterized. The coding region runs from base 106 to 2166 and encodes 686 amino acids. The transcript is spliced from 5 exons. NCBI's taxonomy places the organism in Eukaryota, Metazoa, Tardigrada, Eutardigrada, Parachela, Macrobiotidae. The record is from RefSeq and is a predicted model, not a curated record.